This is a messenger RNA of Tachyglossus aculeatus (Australian echidna), 3370 nucleotides long. RefSeq names its product ceruloplasmin (gene CP). NCBI's taxonomy places the organism in Eukaryota, Metazoa, Chordata, Mammalia, Monotremata, Tachyglossidae. Gene Ontology annotation, biological process: iron ion transport. Gene Ontology annotation, cellular component: plasma membrane. Gene Ontology annotation, molecular function: copper ion binding; oxidoreductase activity. The record is from RefSeq and is a predicted model, not a curated record. Bases 44 to 3244 code for a protein of 1066 amino acids. The transcript has 19 exons.
UUAGACUUUCACCUCAUCACUUCUCAGCUCUCAUAACUGGAAAAUGAAGGCGUUUGUACUGCUGAGCAGCAUUCUGAUUUUAAGCUCGAUGCCGGUACGGGGAAGAGAGAAGCACUACUAUAUCGGGAUUAUAGAAACACCUUGGAAUUAUGCUCCCACUGGGAAAGAGGGGAAGCUCGUUGUACAGGACAUAGAACUGGAUCCCGAGACCUACCUGCAGAGAAGCCAGCACAGGAUAGGGAGCACGUAUAAGAAGGCCAUUUAUGUCCAGUACACAGAUGACUCCUUCAAGAAGCCAGUUGGGAAGCCACUGUGGCUGGGGUUUUUAGGCCCCGUGAUUAGAGCCGAGACCGGAGACACCGUUUUUGUUCACCUGAAGAACUCCGCCUCGCGGGGUUACAGUUUUCACCCACACGGAAUGACCUAUACGAAGGAAUACGAAGGUGCUCUGUAUCCUGAUAACACCACAGGUUUGCAAAAACUAGAUGAUCGAGUAAAUCCCGGAGAGCGCUACAUGUAUAAAUUUUCCUUGCCAAGAGAACAAGGGCCAGGUGAAGGAGACAGCAAUUGUGUGACUAGGAUUUACCACUCACACAUAGAUGCCCCGAGAGAUAUCGCCACAGGACUCAUUGGACCACUAAUCAUUUGUAAAAAAGGGGCGCUGGUUGGAGAGAAGGAAAAAAAUGUUGACGAGGAGUUUGUGGUGAUGUUCUCUGUGGUCGAUGAAAACUUCAGCUGGUAUCUAGAAGAGAACAUUAAGACCUACUGCACUGAACCAGACCAAGUAAACCCUGAAGACGAAGCUUUCCAGGAGAGCAACAGAAUGCACUCACUGAAUGGAUACACAUUUGGAAGUCUCCCAGGCCUCACCAUGUGUGCAGAAGACAGAGUGAAAUGGUAUCUUUUUGGCAUGGGCAACGAGAUCGACGUCCAUGCGGCCUCUUUCCAGGGGCAGGUGCUGGUUGAUAGGACCCACCGGGUCGAUACGAUCAACCUCUUCCCCGCCUCGCUCGUCGAUGCCCUCAUGGUGGCCAAGAACCCAGGAAAGUGGCUGUUUGGUUGCCAGAACUUCAAGCACAUGAAAGCUGGUCUGCAGGGCUUUUUCCAAGUUCAAGAUUGCAGAAAGACUUCAAAUGAUAAAGUGGAUGGGAAAAGUGUUAAACAUUACUACAUCGCAGCUGAGGAAAUGAUUUGGAAUUAUGCUCCAUCCGGCAUAGACCAUUUUACGGGGGAAAAUUUAACAGCUCCUGGCAGUGAGUCCGAGACGUUUUUUGUUCAAGGCCCCACCAGAAUUGGGGGAUCUUAUAAAAAGCUGGUUUUCCGGGAAUACACAGAUGGUUCCUUCAGGAAACGCAAAGAUAGGCUCCCUGAAGAAGAGCAUCUUGGAAUCUUAGGUCCCGUCAUUAAGGUGGAAGUGGGAGACACCGUCAAGGUGACUCUCCAGAACAGGGGGACCCACCCCGUCAGCAUUCAGCCUACCGGCCUCCGGUUCACCAAGAGCAAUGAGGGAUCCUUCUACAAGCAGUUCUCUGAGGGAACUGCUCCUCCUCCAUCUUCUCCUUCCUCUCACGUGGCCCCCCGAGCAACAUUUACUUAUGAGUGGACUGUCCCAGAAGGGGUAGGCCCCACCUAUUCUGAUCCAAACUGUUUGACUCGGAUGUACUACUCUGGUGUGGAUCCGGUGAGAGAAAUAUCUUCCGGUCUGAUUGGCCCGCUCAUAAUAUGCCGAAAAGGGAGCCUCCAUGCCAAUGGGAGGCAGAAAGAUAUAGACAAGGAGUUCUACUUGUUCCCCACCAUAUUUGAUGAGAACGAGAGCUUGUACUUGGAUGACAAUAUCAGAAUGUUCACAACAAGUCCUGAUCAGGUGGAUAAGGAGGAUGAAGACUUUCAAGAAUCCAACAAGAUGCACUCCAUAAAUGGAUUCAUGUACGGAAAUCAGCCCGGUCUUGAAAUGUGCCACAGUGACACCGUUUCAUGGCAUUUGUUCAGUGCUGGAAACGAAGCCGACGUCCACGGGAUAUACUUUUCUGGAAACACAUACCUGUCUAAAGGAGCAAGGAGAGACACCGCCAACCUUUUCCCACAGACUUCUCUCACACUCCUCAUGAGACCUGACUCUGAAGGGCUCUUCGAUGUUGAGUGUCUAACCACCGGCCACUACACUGGAGGGAUGAAGCAGAAAUACCGAGUGGGGAGUUGUGAGAGGCCAAAAGACAGCCCGCCGCUCUAUCUGAAUGAGAGGGUUUACUACGUCGCCGCGGUGGAGGUGGAGUGGGAUUAUUCACCCAGUAGGAUGUGGGAGAAAGAACUCCAUCGUCUGCAACAGCUGAAUGGCCCGAAUGCAUUUUUAGACAAAGGAGAGCUGUAUAUCGGCUCAAAGUACAAGAAGGCGGUGUACCGGCUAUACACUGACAGCUCAUUUAGUUCUCCAGUGGCAAGGAAGAAGGAGGAGCAACACCUGGGAAUCCUAGGUCCCCUCCUUGCUGCAAAUGUUGGAGACAAAGUCAAAAUUAUCUUUAAAAACUCGGCCUCCAGACCUUACUCCAUCCACGCCCACGGGGUGAAAACGGACAGCCCGACGGUCAUCCCAGCCCAGCCAGGGGAAACUCGAACAUACAUCUGGAAAAUCCCAGAAAGAUCUGGCGCCGGGAUAGGGGAUUCUGCUUGUAUUCCUUGGGCAUAUUACUCAACCGUGGACCGAGUUAAGGAUCUCUACAGUGGACUAAUAGGCUCGCUGAUUGUUUGCCGCAAACAUCCCGACAAAAUAUUUGGGACUGUCCAAAGAGUCCAGUUUUCCCUUCUAUUUCUGGUUUUCGACGAGAACGAGUCAUGGUACUUGGAUGAAAACAUCCGGACCUAUUCCGCGCAACCAGAGAAAGUAAAAAAAGAUGAUGAAGACUUUAUUGAAAGCAACAAAAUGCACGCCAUUAAUGGAAAAAUGUACGGGAAUUUGCACGGCCUCACGAUGCACGUAGGCGAUGAAGUAAACUGGUACCUGAUGGGGAUGGGGAAUGAAAUCGACCUGCACACUGCACAUUUCCAUGGCCACAGCUUUGAAUAUAAGGACACGGGAAUUUAUCAUUCAGAUGUCUUUGAUCUCUUCCCCGGGACGUACCAAACCAUAGAGAUGUUCCCCAAAGAACCAGGAACUUGGUUACUCCACUGUCACGUCACGGACCACGUGCACGCUGGCAUGCUCACGACUUACACCGUCCUCAAAAAUGAAGGGUCUAAAUCUGCCUGAAAAAUUUUGAAGAUUUCAGAGAAUGCUAAAACUGCGUGAUAUAAAAGUGACAGUGUUGGAUAACAAUUGUCCCGAGGAAUAGUUGCACCAAACAUUUAAUUAAAACGAAAAACACCUUCAAGAGUA